AUGGCGUCCUUUUCGCUGCCAGGACGCAGCGAUUCAAUCCUCAAUGACGGAGCAGCGCCAAGAGAGUCGAAGGGACUGCAACGGGGUCGCUUCGAGGCUGGGCAAGCCGUUGAUGUCACCAAAGGCGGGUCUGAUGCUUCUGGACCAAGCUCGGCGACGCGAGGUCCGAAGGCUGCUCGAGAGGCUACCUUGGCUUGGAGACGGACCACUGCUGCUGCCACCGGCCUGGUAGACUUGGCGGAUGCAGCGAUGCGACCUCAGGAUGGGGAUCGUCUGCGCGCUGGCGGUCCUCAUUCCGGAGUCAGAUCGAGCUCGUCCUCACUCAGCCCCAGCGAAGACUCAUCAUCUUCGUUCUUCAAGACCCGCCUCGCCGGCGACGCUUCCGACGUGGGGACCAGUCGCUCCCAUUCUACAUCCGUCACGUCGCUAGGCGUACACAACCAGGAUAGACGAGGACCUAAGCGGCCGAGCACACACGCUUCACUUCCUCCGAAGGCGGCAGGCGACAUCAGUCCGCCCAAUAGCACAAGCUCCUCGCUUCUACAGAACGGAAGCUUGAACAGCGCAGAGGAAAAAUCUGAUGACUCCAGCCAAUCGCGGGAGCCUUCGGGUGAUUUGAGAGGGCGCAAGGUGCUACAGGAGCCAGGUUUCGUGAGCUCUCCAGUGCCAAUGUCACGGAACAGUGCACGGCCGCAGCGCCCCACGCACGGUACGCACAACGGUCGCGGUGCUCCAGGCAGCGCAUUUGGGGUGGACGAAGUUCCAAGUGACGAAUCUGCGAACACGUUGGGGGCUAUGCGAGAAGCGUCACGCUCGGUCUCAUUGCGCAGUCACGAUGGGAAGAGCUUUCACCCGGACUCACCGCACCAAGCAGCCACGGCUGUCGGUAGAAGAAGUGGCCUCUCAUCGACCACCGUCGACCGAACCCCUGCUGGUCCAGGCGCCACGUCUCAUCGAACUGCACCGUCGGAGUCCAGCGGGACUCGCAGCGGGGCGCCCAAGGUGCUGUCCUCCUCGUCAGUGACAAUUGGCGGCAAGAAGAGAUAUCCCUGCGCAUUUCCGGAAUGCGACAAGACAUUCUCUACUAGCGGUCACGCCGCUCGGCAUCACCGCAUCCACUCUGGUCGCAAGCCAUACAGGUGCACGUUCCCUGGCUGUAACGCUAGCUUUUCGAGGCAGGACAACAGCUUACAGCACUACAGAACGCAUGUUCUUCACCCUAAAGGUCGAAGCGCUGCUGCUGUCGCUAGCAGCAUCGAGGGCGACGCAGGUGAUAGCGAUCUCAGGGCUCUGGACUUGGAUCCCGAAACGGAAGCAAGUGUUCAGCUUGGUCGAAAGGCCCUUCAAGAGGGGACUGCCAUUGCCAUCGUGCAAGAAUACGUUGGACGUGACGGCCGGCGCGAGGAAGCUGUGCAGAGGACUGUCGGCAUGCCGCGAACCCGUCGAGACUCAGUGCGGUCUGAUCAGGACAGUAGCCUGACCAUGAUGGACGUUGACCAAGGCGAGCCCUCCGAGCUGCCUCCCGCAGGGCACGCAAUGCAGCAAAGCCGCAGCGGCUCCGCUCUGCUCAAUGGAAGCGCUUACAGCCCGCCUGCCGAAUACUAUCUGAACUCUGGGCACGCGACCAGACAACCUCAUCGUCUAUCGAUGCCGCAGCUGCCUCAUCUUCCACCAGUAGCUGGAAACCUCUUCGCACCGUCGACUUCCUCUAGCCCAGCGUUCUACCCGGCUGUCUCGCACCAUCGCCACCCGGACGGCAAAACUGGUGCAAAUUGGACCCAUUCUCCCGGUCCCGCCCUUCCUGCAGCUCACCAUCCGUACGGUGCGCCGCCUACCCCUGUCGCAUAUGCUUCUGCAGCGUCUUCGCGAAGCGCACUUUCGCCCGUUAAGACCCCGUGGUCCAGUGAGGGCGAAGCGGUACGUAUGGGUCAAAGGUCUACCGACGCUGUCGCAGGCUCUCAUUGGAGAGAAUCGAGCUUGAACCUCUUGCCUUCCUCGCGAUCUCGCGAGGCUACCUCUGAUAGCCCGACCAAUACGCAAUUUGGUCAUCAUCAUCGUAAACAGUCUUCGAUCUCUUCCAACACCAGUUUGGAUGCUAAUGCAUCGCAGGCGUACGAUCGCAGCCGAGAUCGGGCCUUCAUUCCGACAGCUUCCACGACGCCGUUGUUACUCAAGAGCAUCCCCAAUCAGGGCGCGCUUGUCAACGCAGCUGCUGCGCCCAUGCUUCCAAGUCUGUCUCGCUCGAGUCGCCUGUCGUCCUCGCCGACGAUGCCAGCGUCGCUUCCUGGUCUAAACGACUCGGCGAGGAAACACAGCGAUCAGCGCAGAAUGAUGCACCUCGAGGGUCCACUGCCUAGCUUGGCGCAGAUGCCUUGCUCCAGUGACCGGUCGACCUCCGGUCUGACACCAGGAGCGUCCAUGGAGGCUCCACAUUCCGUGGGGUCGCUUGGCGCAGCUUCAAGCACCACAGAGGCCCUUCGAUUACCGCCCCUCCGAACCGGUCUCAAAUAG
Molecule: messenger RNA, 2511 nt
Organism: Ceraceosorus bombacis
Lineage: Eukaryota; Fungi; Basidiomycota; Exobasidiomycetes; Ceraceosorales; Ceraceosoraceae
Source: the annotation of a GenBank genome assembly